UGCGCGGCCGCAGUGACACCGAGCAUCUUAAGCCGGGUUUAUCUGGCCAGUUGUGCUGAUUCCCGAGCAGCCGUACGUCACCGUGAGGCAGUGAGAGCACCUGGCACGAAUCUUUAACUAAACUUCACGUGUAGUUUGAAUAUGGGCGCUGAGCAGCACGCUGUGACCACAGCAGAGAUCCCUGACCACGCUCUUUACACGGUUGGAACGUGCGUCCUCGUAAUUGGCACUGUUGGCAUCAUAGGAAACCUCCUAGUUCUCUACGCCUUUUACAGCAACAAGAAGCUGAGGACACCACAAAACUACUUUAUUAUGAAUUUGGCUGUGAGUGACUUCCUGAUGUCUGCUUCGCAGGCUCCCAUCUGCUUUGUCAACAGUUUGCACAAAAAGUGGAUUCUUGGAGACAUAGGUUGCGACUUGUACGCUUUCUGUGGGGCGCUCUUCGGGAUAACCUCAAUGAUGACGUUAUUAGCUAUCUCCGUCGAUCGCUACCUGGUGAUCACUAAGCCCCUGCGGUCCAUGCAGUGGACCUCGAAGAGACGCGCCGCGCAGGUCAUCGCCCUCGUCUGGCUUUACUCGCUGGGGUGGAGCGUGGCCCCGCUGCUGGGGUGGAGUUCCUAUGUGCCUGAGGGCUUGAUGAUAUCGUGUACGUGGGACUAUGUAACCUACUCCCCUGCAAACAGAAGUUACACCAUGAUUUUAUGUUGCUGUGUGUUUUUCAUUCCCCUGGUAAUAAUAUUCCAUUGCUAUUUAUUUAUGUUCCUGGCCAUAAGAAGUACUGGCAGAGAUGUUCAAAAGCUAGGGUCCUGCAGUCGGAAAUCCUACCUCUCUCAGUCCAUGAAGAAUGAAUGGAAACUGGCAAAAAUUGCUUUUGUGGUCAUCGUUGUAUACGUCUUAUCCUGGUCUCCAUAUGCUUGCGUCACUUUGAUUGCCUGGGCAGGCCGCAGCAACAUCUUGACACCUUAUUCCAAAUCUGUGCCAGCUGUUAUUGCCAAAGCUUCUGCAAUCUACAACCCCAUCAUAUACGCAAUAAUUCACCCAAGAUACAGAAAAACCAUCCACAAUGCUGUUCCCUGCCUGCGCUUCCUCAUACGGUUGUCAAAGAACGAUCUCCUGAGAGGCUCCAUAAACGAAUCGUCGUUCAGGGCCUCUCUCUCCAGUCAUCAGUCUUUUGCUUUCAGGACCAAAAGCACUUGCGUUUCAUCGGUUUCCACUGGAGAAGCUACCUGGAGUGAUGUAGAGCUUGACCCUGUAGAGCCAGCUAAUAAGAAACUACAGCCUCACCGAAGUCACUCUUUUUCGACAAGUCUGAGACAGGAGAAGAGGGAUCUGCUCCCAGAGACCCGCAGCUGCGAUGCAGUAACUGCAGAAAAGGUUUCGCUCUCCUCCAGCUGUUUGGAGAAGGCGCUCGGGCGAUCAGUCCUACACAGCCCCCCUGAAACGCUUGUGGCCAGCUCCCUAAAAGCAGCUUCUCUGCCUGUUGGUUUGAACAGCAGCAGUAUCAACAAAGGAGGAGACACGGGUACUUCACACACGGAAACUCAAAUUAAUGGAGGCCUGGACUCUAUCAUUAGCAAUACGGUCCCUCGCAUCAUUAUCAUUCCUACUUCAGAGACUAACCUGUUCCAAGAGGAACUUGAAAAUGAAGAGGAAGAGACUGAAUUAUUCCCCUUCAAUGACAAAAAGAGCAAUCUGCUGGACUUAGAAGGGCUGAGCUCCUCCACAGAGUUCCUCGAAGCUAUUGAGAAAUUUCUAUCGUAAUAUAUUGAAAGAAAACUUUCCAGUAAUUAUUUUCUUGGCGUCUUCUCCACUUAAUUAUACCAAAAAACUGCAGCCUUGUAGGUUAGAUCAUCGGACUUGUUGUAUGUUUAUAUGGCAGUCACUAGGCAGCCUUCAGAUUUAUCUUAGUCCAGAUGGGUCCAGGCACGGAAGGAGGCUUCCUGCUUGCACUGCAGGAAACGAGCAGUGGGAGAUGGGGCAGCACCCUGGCGUCUGUAGCCGCGCAUGUCGAUGCCAGCAGAAGGAAAAAUACGUGAAAGAGAACGCGAGCAGCUGCCGAAUGUUUCUGCUCUCUGUAAGAAAGGGCAUGCCUGUUUUGGCAGCUUUCUUCUGGACAGUGAUCGGAAGCACCGGGAAUAGGCAGGACCACAGCUUCUGCCAGCCUCAACAGUAAUGCAGAUGGCAAGAAAAUCAGAACUACCUUUUGAUCACAUUCUUUUCAGAUUUUUUUUUUAAAUAAGUAGCUUGCUAAACUGAAAUAGACGGCUGAUCGUGCAACUGCUUACUUAUACAGUUUAGUGAUAGAAGUUUGGAUUUUACCUCAGCGUUAGUACAGUCACCUGAAUGUCAAAAUGCAAGGUGCUAUCUGACGGAACAUAUAAUAUUAGCUGUGGAAGCACUUAGAGCACCUUCAGAUUUACGGAGCUGGUUGAACAUGUAUGGGUCCUAACGAAUCUCUGACUAAAAGGGUGAACCCUUUCACAGCUGGCUUGACAAUUUAUUGGUAAAAGUCAAGCCUUGCCUGCUGUAUAUCACUUGCUUCUUCAAAGGAGAUUCUUCUCCUCUCCUCUUCUGAAGUACCCCCAGGUGGAUGUCUUCUCCUACAGGCCACUGUAAAACACCUUUUUGGAGAGAAAGCUCCAUGGUACUGUGGUGUUAGCGACCGGAUUAUUGUUUGUGGUUGGCGAUUGUGCUUGUUUGUUUGUGCUUUGCUUCACUUAUGCCUCAGGUUCACAAGACCCUCCGAGCAUUUUAUUCCUGACUGUAUUCUUUCUUUCUUUCCUCAUUUUCUCUUGUUAAAGCAUAUCUUCCACACCCUCCCUCUCAAACUCUGACCUUCAAAUGUAGACAGCAAAUUGAGCUAUAUUCUUCUCCGAGUAAUAUCAAUAUAUCUUAGUAGAAACCAGAAGUUUCUCUGGAUGUAAUAGUGCAAAUAUUUGGUCCAGUGAGUCAAGUAGCAUUCACACAUCAAGCACCUGGACUUGUGAGUUUAUGUUCAUAUUUUCAUUUGAUUCCUGUUACUGUAUCGUAGAUUGCAUUGCACAGAGAGCACCGAGAGCACUUCAAAGUUUUGUGUACACAUUGGCUCGUCUGGAGAAGUAAUUUCAGUUUCUGUUCUCCUGAUGGAAACCAUAGAAGCUUUUUUUUUUUAAAUAACAAAAAAGAUAAUAUAAACAAUGUUUGCAACUGUAUAGACAAGAGAUGGGGUUAAAACAUGACCAAAGGACAAACUAAAACCAAAGCAAAGCAGGAGGGGCUGGAAGGCGCCCAAACUCUCCAACCCUGCUGCUCUACGUGAUCUCAGUAGGACUAAUCUCCGCAAGGUGAGAUACUUGCUUCUGGUGUAGGUGGUGCUGUGCUUGGGCAAACGAAGCUCUGGGGAGUUACAGCGGUGACUGCCGGAAAAGGUUGUCAAGCCGUAUUCUUAAGCAUCAGGCUGCCUAUUGCAAUACUAACUCUACCUGGGCGUUGCCUGGGACUCCAACGUGCCAGGCUUUCCUCCACUGCAUGGUUGUGGCCAUAAAUGGGUUAUCAAAUGCUAAUUAAAUACAGAAUUCACUGAAAAAAGAGGAAGAUUAAUCCUGGGCUAAAUCUGCUGUUCUGCCCAAUCUGAUUUCUGCUGAAUCUGCCCACUCUGGUUUUGGGGUUUUUCUACAUCAGCUGUGCAGUCAGUGAGCUUGCUUCUGCUUGUAUUUAAUACCCCGAGGUACUGGACCUCCUUUCUUCCCUAGCCAAAUGUUGGGAAGCAAGCGUUCUUAUAAGCCUUCCAAUCCCUGUACCCGACUUUUGCUGUUGUAAUUCCUCUGAAUAACAAUAACAACUGUGUUCAGCGUUCCAAGAUAUAAAAACGUACCCUGGAGCCGACUUUGCACCGAGUCGUCCACAGACUUGUACCGCUAUGACUGUAGGCAGGAUAUUGUUGUAGUUUCCAUCAGGAUGAAGAGGCGAGACCUAAAGAAACAGUGAAGAAAUUCCUCUGUAUCCAGACAGAGUUUUCCCUUCUGCUUUUUAGCCUACAAGGUGGCUUCACAGUCAUCUCCUGCACACAUGCUGGUGCUAUCAAUGUGUCUCAGAAAACUAGUGGGCUUGAGAUAUGUGCAAAGAACUGCUUAAAAUUUUUAUACUGCUAGUGUCAUUUACUAUUAGUACUAUUUUUUCUAAAGCCAGCAUGAAACUGUUUACUGUUUGCUUCAAAAGAUGUAGGCUAGAAUGCCAAAUGAGAGCCAAAACAAAAAAAAAAGUGUUAUGAAAUACCAGAUUUAUUACCAUCACUGUGUAAUUUUGCAGAAAUAUUGAUCACAGGUAACUGUCUUAAACAACCUACUACAAUACGGAAGAAUUUUGUGCACUUCUCCGUUGCCACGUUAGACUAGAUGCCACAUAAAAAUGUACAACAUUAACUGCUGCCUCCCGUUUCACAAAGACAUGUAUUGAUUCACUCAA
This is a messenger RNA of Struthio camelus australis, 4443 nucleotides long. Its product is annotated as melanopsin. Gene Ontology annotation, cellular component: plasma membrane. NCBI's taxonomy places the organism in Eukaryota, Metazoa, Chordata, Aves, Struthioniformes, Struthionidae. Gene Ontology annotation, molecular function: G protein-coupled photoreceptor activity. Gene Ontology annotation, biological process: cellular response to light stimulus; phototransduction; G protein-coupled receptor signaling pathway. The record is from RefSeq and is a predicted model, not a curated record.